This is a messenger RNA of Chara braunii, 1809 nucleotides long. Lineage: Eukaryota; Viridiplantae; Streptophyta; Charophyceae; Charales; Characeae. The record is from the annotation of a GenBank genome assembly.
GCGAGGCCCAAUGUCAUUGUUUGUCUCUAGCUCCAGUCGCGCGACUGCCCCCCGGCUGCUGGAACUGCAGCAGCAUCAGCGGACGCAAUGUCAUUGUCCAACUCUACCUCCAGCCACUCGAAUGCCCCCCGGCUGCUGGUCCAGCAGCAGCAUCAGCAGUCGCACAGCGCGCUGCCACGCGUCCUUCACAACGAUGCGGCUGUCGCCGUUCAGCGCCUCCAUCACCAGGAGGGUCGUUUACAAGUCGCGAAGAAGGCGGCCCUCGUUCGCGCGCAGACGGCAGGAGCGACGGGCAACUUCGUGACCAGGGACUCGCAGUUCGGCAAUCUCCUCAUUCCGGUCAUCCCCUUGCAGUACGCCGCCACGUCAGCACAGAAGAAUCCUGGUGCGGGAGACGCGGCGAGCCAUUCUAUUGGCGGGAAAAAUGGAGCGGAUUGCGGGAACUACACGGCAGGAGUUAUGCGCUCUUGACGUUGAAGGAAGGCUAUGAACAUUCUCAGAGCCCCCCGCAUCUCCCCCUCUCUCUCUCCCUCUCCCCUUUCCCUGGAGAUAGCCGUUGUCAAAUGAGAGCUUUUGACGUCGAAGCUGUAGUUGCACCUCUGCGCAAGGGAGAUCUGCCGCCGCCAUUGCAAUCGCUCUCUCUCUCUCUCUCUCUCUCUCUCUCUCUCUCUCUCUGUCUUUCGAGCGCGCGCUUUCCUUCGGCCACAGGAUUCGAACGGAGGACGAGGAGGGGCAGGAGGAAGAUGUCUUCGCAUUUGCAACGUCUGCUGCCGGGAUGGCAUCAUCUGUGUUUGAAGCCACGUCUGCGUCCGGAUCCGGGUCCGCAUCUCAAGUUCCAGGUGGCGCCGAUUAUCAAUUCUUCUGCUGUAUUUUCAGAUCUUGGACAGACGGAGGACGUCAACAAUGCGCGACUUGUAAAGCAUAUGAGUGGAUAAGGUGCUCGCCGCACCACUCUUCAAAUGUGCAAAAUGCGAAUGAACUUUCCCUUAGAACAUGGACGGAUACACAUGCCGCCAUGUUUUUUUUUUUUGUCUUUUUCAGAUUUGGAGACUGGUGCGGCGAGGCCCUAAACGAAGGAGAAAGCUAUUUUUUUUCUUCUCCCGAUGCAGUUCUUCCCGCUAUCUGGUAAGUCUCGAUAAGCUUCGAUCUUAUCGUCGCGCAUCUGAUCAAUUUGUCUGACCAGGUGCGUUCUUUGUACCAUAUGUAUGUAGUCAUCUCUUUCAGAAGUUGUUCCAUUACGUUCGUAGUUGAACCGCGACCGUGUCCCUGCCGUCCUGUCUGUCUGUCUGUCUGCAGACCUGCCUGCCGAUUCCGCCCUACCAUACCGUCGGCCCGCUGGGCGGUUUGCCUCUCGGCCGCAUCGAUGAGGUAUCGAUCUCCCACGUUUCUCUUGACCUCGCCUCCGGCAGUGCAUGUGCACCCGCAGUCAGCUAAGACGGAGCUCGGCAAUGUCGUUUUUUUUUUUGUUUUUUUUUUUCGGUUUUGAUGGGGGGACUCAUAUGUGAAUGGCUGUAGUAGCAAACGAUUCUUCUACUUCAAGUUUGUUGUCCGAAGCAUAUCCUUCGAGUCGUUGACGCAUCAGUGGAAAUGGAAACCAUCCUCCAGAAGAUUGCCACGGUCCCCGUCUGAGGGGGGUACUGACACCCACUACCCACCACUCUCGUGAAUGUAUCUGACCGUGGUGAAGGCAGGACCUCGAUGAAUCCGACCGCAAUUACGUCUAGAAAAAAUAAGCUUAAAAGGUCCAAGUGUGAGUACGCGCUGAGAAAGAGGGAGGGCGAAAAAGAACAGCCGAAGCCAAAGAACGCC